AUUUAGCGGAACCUGCGUCAGAAUAUGUCGUCACAUGUCCUGUGCUAGCGUUGUACAGCUGGCAAAAGAAUCCUAAAAAUAUUGCAAAAAAAUCUAGUGUUUAAAUUAAAGGACAAUGAGCACAACAUUGCAGGUUUAGGUUGUGUCAUUUUCAUUGAUAGUCUCGAAGCUAACGUCUCUGCGCGGUUUGUUACCGUUAACGCUAAACAAUGUCGGAACCUCAAGGAAGUAAAAACACGAACACGGAACCAUGGGGCGGAUUUGAUGACAACAUUAUCCAGGGCAGUAACUCUGCAGUGAUAGACAUGGAGAAUAUGGACGACACCUCUGGAUCCAGCUUUGAGGAUAUGGGGGAGAUCCAUCAGUCCAUGAAGGAGGAGGAGGAGGUGACAGCCGAUGCAGAAGCUACGGAGGAGGACACUGGAGAAGAUGGAGAGUUCCUCGGCAUGAAGGGCUUGAAGGGACAGUUGGGCAGACAGGUUGCUGAUGAGGUAUGGCAGGCAGGAAAGCGUCAGGCCUCGAAAGCUUUCAACCUGUAUGCUAAUAUUGACAUCCUCAGACCGUACUUUGAUGUGGAACCUAUUCAAGUCAGAAGCCGGUUGAUUGAAUCUUUGAUACCUGUCCGAGUGAUCAACUUUCCACAGAAAGUUGCUGGAGAACUGUAUGGACCACUGAUGCUGGUGUUCACAAUGGUGGCCAUUCUGCUUCAUGGCAUGAAGACAUCAGACACUGUCAUCAGAGAGGGAACCCUGAUGGGGACUGCCAUUGGAACCUGUUUUGGAUACUGGUUGGGAGUCUCCUCCUUCAUCUACUUCAUUGCUUACAUUUGCAAUGCUCAGAUUACUAUGCUGCAGAUGUUGUCUUUGCUAGGUUAUGGUCUCUUUGGCCACUGUGUGGUCCUUUUCAUCACCUACAACGUCCACUUUCACUCGCUCUUCUACCUUCUUUGGUUGGCUAUUGGAGGGCUCUCUACACUCCGCAUGGUGGCUGUGCUGAUCUCCCGUACAGUAGGGCAGACUCCUCGGCUCAUCUUGUGUGGCACCCUGGCUGCUCUGCACAUGCUCUUUCUGCUCUACUUGCACUUUGCUUACCAUAAGAUGGUUGAAGGUAUUCUGGAUACAUUGGAAGGACCCAACAUUCCUCCCAUUCAGAGAGUGGCCAGAGAUGUUCCCAUUAUUGCAAACACUGUUGUAAAUGCAACCAUAAAGACGAUAGCUGCAAUUGUACAGACACAGUGACUAUAGAUUUGCCAUCUGGGUGGUCACACAGGCCAGUGUGAGUUUAGUGUGUGUGUAUGUAUGUAUGUAUGGUCAGGACAGUUUCUAUAGAGCACCAUUUAAAUCUUAAAGAGAUCCUGGUACCGUCAAAGUCAUUUUAAGGGACACUUUAAGCUCAAGAUGACUUGUGUGGCUCAUAUUAUUAUGAGACAACAGUUUUGACAUGCUGUCCACAUCACUUUACACUUUUCUUAAAUAUUUUUUGUUGCAAAGGUUUUACAGGCCUACUACUGUUAGACGGUUUAUUCAGAUUAUGGAUAAAACCAUUUAUCUCAUCAACAAAUAAACAUUUCUUUAAGAUGCUAAUACUAAUGACAAAAAAGAUCCUUCAGAAUGUUUCUGCAAUUAAUAGCAGCUGGAUUGUUAUGCUCUUACAUAAACGGAGCUCUUUCCAGUCGAUUGUCCAAACAAACGGUUUCAUCUACAGCAAAUGACAUGACACAACACUUGUUCUGCUUUUAGAUCUUGUUGCUUAAGUUCUUUUGUUCACAGUUGAAGAGGAGGUUUUCAUCAGGACUAGCAGAUAAAUCCUGUCUUGAUUUGAAGGCACAGUGUAUAGAUGGAGAACUGUAAUUAUAUUUUAUUUGAGGAUGAGAGAAAUCUAUGGUGCAUGAGAUCUUUUUUCUUAUUCAUUUUUUAAGCAGCAAUUGUGCUGUCUCUAUUUAAAGCUCUGGUUGAGGGUUAGAAGUGCUCUCUCGUUAUGCUAUCAUUUUCAUGUGAUCUUCCUAUUUAAAAGGUAUUUGUAAAGAGAAAAUAAAGGAAUUAAAGCUCA
Messenger RNA from Triplophysa dalaica, 2049 nucleotides. It is a transcript of the gene yipf3, whose product is annotated as Yip1 domain family, member 3. The transcript is spliced from 9 exons. Gene Ontology annotation, cellular component: Golgi apparatus. The record is from RefSeq and is a predicted model, not a curated record. Bases 210 to 1238 code for a protein of 342 amino acids. Lineage: Eukaryota; Metazoa; Chordata; Actinopteri; Cypriniformes; Nemacheilidae.